Dibothriocephalus latus is the source of this 564-nucleotide messenger RNA. Lineage: Eukaryota; Metazoa; Platyhelminthes; Cestoda; Diphyllobothriidea; Diphyllobothriidae. The record is from the annotation of a GenBank genome assembly.
ACUACCUCGACAUCCACUGCCGCAUCCUUCAAGCUUGACGGCUGCGUGCAACGCGAUCUGUUUAUCUGUCUCACUCCAACCUCAGUCAGUGCUCUUACUGCUCUGCUCGACAGCCUUGCAAACAAUAUGCUUGUGGUACCGACACAUGAGCAGGUAAACGACCCGACAAUGGACAUUCAAAAGGCUCCUCUUUUUCAAAGUCUUUCGGCACUGGCGGACUCUUGUUGCAUCAAGACUGCUCGUAUUAAGUUGACCCUGGUAGCAGAUGACGCCGUUGAUGCACCAGCCUCCUCUCUCAGCCUGUCUGCCGAGAGCUUCGACCUUGAUGCUACGCUCCAGGGAACUGCACAGUGGAGUACCGCAUCGCUCACUGCCAGCCUGAAGUGGCUUGACAUCUGCUGGGAUAAAUCGGCAUCCCCAUCAUCUUCGUCGAAUUUUGCUUUUAAAUUCCUUUCGAGUCCCUGCAGUGUCAACUGCGUGCUGUCUGCCUCCUCAGAGCCCGCCUGCAGCACCAACACAGCAAGUCUUCUGAAAGUUCAUCUGACUCCAGGACCGCGGUUUAUG